AUGGAUGUGAAGGAACUGGAAGUAAAUAAAACCCUGCCCUUUGACCCCUCGCUGCUGACGGUGAAUAUCUCGCUGCGACAGAUCGAGGAGAUCGCCACGACGAUCUCCCAGCGCUGCCAUGUGACCGGGGUCAAUGAGAUCGCCUGGGCACUGCGUGCCCUGAUGCUCACGGAUCUGACCACCUUGGCCGGCGAUGACACGGCGGCCAAUGUCCGGAGGCUCUGCCUCCGCGCCUGCUAUCCCUUCGAGCCGCAGUUCUUUGACAAGUUCUUCGACCGGGCCCUCAUCCCCGAGAUGCACACGGCUGCCGUUUGCGUUUACCCGGCCAGGGUGAAGGAUGCCUACCUGACGCUCCAGCAGUACGGCAAACUGGACAAGGUGGCCAUUGCGGCGGUGGCCACGGGCUUUCCCACCGGUCAGUACGGCCUGCAGACGCGCCUGCAGGAGAUCAGCCACGCCAUCCUGGCCGGCGCCACCGAGAUCGACAUUGUGAUCAACCGGCAGUUGGCGCUGGUGGGCGACUGGGAGGCCCUCUACAACGAGGUGGUGCUCAUGCGCAGCGCCUGCGGGCAGCGGGCCCAUUUGAAGACCAUCCUGGCCAUCGGUGAGCUGGGCACCAUGGAGAAUGUCUACAAAGCAGCCAUGGUCUGCAUGCUGGCUGGAGCGGAUUUCAUCAAGACCUCAACGGGAAAAGAGACCGUAAAUGCCACCCUGCCGGUUGGCCUGGUCAUGAUAUUCGCCAUCCAGGAGUUCAAGCGUCGCACCUGCCAGAUUGUGGGCCUAAAGCCGGCCGGCGGAGUGAAGACAGUGCGCGAUGCCAUCGCCUGGAUGACGAUGGUCAACGAGACCCUGGGAAUCCGCUGGCUGCAUCCCGAGCGGUUCCGUUUCGGUGCCUCCGGACUUUUGGACGACAUUGAGCGCGUGGUGCGCGAGGGCGUAAAGAAACUGGAGGAGGAGGAGGCCCUACGGAACCUGCCCGUGUCUCGCGAGGCAGCUGCCGCCGAGACCUUCUGCAAGGAGCUGCGCAAGAAGAAGGAGGCCCAGUAA
Messenger RNA from Drosophila gunungcola (fruit fly), 1047 nucleotides. It is a transcript of the gene Dera, whose product is annotated as deoxyribose-phosphate aldolase. The transcript has 3 exons. Gene Ontology annotation, cellular component: cytoplasm. Gene Ontology annotation, molecular function: deoxyribose-phosphate aldolase activity. Lineage: Eukaryota; Metazoa; Arthropoda; Insecta; Diptera; Drosophilidae. Gene Ontology annotation, biological process: carbohydrate catabolic process; deoxyribonucleotide catabolic process. The coding region runs from base 1 to 1047 and encodes 348 amino acids. The record is from RefSeq and is a predicted model, not a curated record.